This is a messenger RNA of Lathyrus oleraceus (garden pea), 1044 nucleotides long. Its product is annotated as proline-rich receptor-like protein kinase PERK9. The transcript has a single exon. Bases 1 to 1044 code for a protein of 347 amino acids. Lineage: Eukaryota; Viridiplantae; Streptophyta; Magnoliopsida; Fabales; Fabaceae. The record is from RefSeq and is a predicted model, not a curated record.
AUGAUUCUGAAGGAUACAUAUGGGGUCAUCCAGUCUUCAAGAGCUUCUGGUAAGUUUCCUUCUGCUGACACUUCUUUAGAUUAUGUUUCAAUGUCGUCUAGAAUCUUACCACUUACACCUCCAUCUCAAUCUACCAUUUCUGAACCAAUUCCAAUACCACCACCAAAAAUAAAUCCACAAAUAUCAACACCUAUCAUAGAAACUCCACCACCAGAAAUAAAUCCACAAAUAUUAACACCUAUCAUAGAAAUUCCACCACCAAUAUCUACUCCCACUUUAGCAACAUCUGUCAUAGAAACUCCUCUAACUUCUUCUCUUGUUUUGGAACAACAAUCAAUACCACCACCAUUAUCUCCUCCACAGUUACAAACUACACCCAUCUCACCACCACCAACUAUUUCUGCUCCCCAACCAAAUAAUCCAAAUGUUACAACACCUAGAACAUCUCCUGCUAGAAGUGUUUCUGACGAACAUAUUUCCGAAGGCACUCCUGAAGGAAUUUUUAACUUUGAACCAACAAUCACCUCACCAGAAUCAUCCCCCAUUAUUCAACCCUCACAUCCCUCUGUUUUUGGUCCUGACUUUAACGAGUCCAGAAUUAACCUCACUAUUAAAUAUCCAAAAAUGCCAACACAAUCCUCUCCUGACCUUGGUAAGGUUCUAAAUGAUUUUUAUUAUGAAUCUAAGAGGCGUUUGGAGAAAGCAAUGAUUUCCAGUCAUUCUUCUAUAAACCCUUCUACAAGUGAUUCAACUUGGGAAGCCUAUAGAAGUUGGAUGAACUCCGAGAUUUCCAAGAUGAAGGAUCUUGAGUACACUCUGGCUGAAAGUAAAUGUUAUUAUGAGUUCGUGCCCUUAAUGGAACUGUGGAAGCUGAGGAAUUCCCAAUUAUGCCUUCCUGCACCUAAAAUCAAGGAAGCCUCUCCAGAAGCUACGGAAAAAGAAGAAGCUCCGGAAACAGAAAUUGUUCAACACAUUGAAUCUGCUGCUCUAGAACCUUCUGCUCAUGAACCUCAAGACUCUGCUAUGGAAAAAGCUCCAAACUAG